UUUUUACAAGCAAAUAUGGCUGUGCAAACAAUAAUCGCUCGUAGAAGGAUAUGUUACAGUUCAUUAUACAAUAUUCUGAUUGUUAAACUAUCAGCUAAGGUCACGGGCAGGACUACACGGAGGAUCGCGAUAGCGAUUAUUUCUCAAGAGGACCGUGCCGCGGUUGGACGCUACCGGCGAAGUGACAGUGUUGUGACACAAGGAUUUUCUUUCAGGUUCAGAGAUAUGAAACAUAAGCACGCGCCGAUCGCGGCAGCACUAUGGAUAUUGUUCGCCGCCUCCGCCGCGGACGGCCAGCUCAUGAACCCGGUCACCUCUCUGGCCAACUUCCUGAACGAGGGCGGCCACCAGUACGACAACGAGCCACCCGACCAGACCGAGCUGCUCCAGGAGUACGACUACGUCAUCGUCGGCGCCGGCACCGCUGGCUGCGUCUUAGCUAACAGGCUCACUGAAGUCAAAGAAUGGAAAGUCUUACUAGUAGAGGCCGGAGUGAACGAAAACUUUAUCAUGGACAUUCCGCUGGUCGCUAACUACCUACAGUUCUCGUCAGCCAACUGGAAGUAUAAAACAAAGUCGUCGUCAAAGUAUUGCGCCGGAUUCGAGAACAAACAGUGCAACUGGCCCCGCGGCAAAGUAGUGGGAGGCUCCAGUGUACUAAAUUACAUGAUUUACACCAGGGGAUCACCCUACGACUACGACAACUGGAAAGCGAUGGGCAACGAAGGUUGGGGAUGGGACGACGUACUUCCUUAUUUCAAAAAGGUAGAAAACUUCAACAUACGUUCAUUUAACGACCCCAAAUAUCACGACCAGGGUGGCCACGUUAACAUUGAACAUGCGCCUUUUCGUACUACAAAAGGAAAAGCAUGGGUAAAAGGAGCCCAAGAGUUAGGUUUCAAAUAUGGCGAUUAUAAUGGCGCUACUCCGGCCGCGGUGUCAUUUUUGCAGCUGUCUAUGAAAAAUGGAACACGCCACAGUUCUAGUCGAGCCUACUUGCACCCUAUUAAUGGAAGAAAAAAUCUUCACCUAUCAAAAGGAAGUCUAGUGACCAAACUGAUUUUAGAUGACAGCAAAACCAAAGUAAUAGGUAUAGAAUUAGAAAAACAUAAUAUGAAAUACACAAUAUUAGCGAAAAAAGAAGUGAUCUUAUCAGCCGGAGCUCUUAACACACCUCAGCUGCUGAUGUUGUCAGGAAUAGGACCAAGAAGUCAUUUGGAAGAAAUGAAAAUACCUGUUAUAAAAGAUCUAGCAGUUGGUUACAAUCUGAUGGACCAUAUCGCCGCUGGAGGGGUACAAUAUAUAGUACGGCCACAGAACGUAUCUAUAUCUACAGAAUAUAUAUUUAAUCAUUUAGAAGUGGUUUUUAAAUGGAUGAGAAAUCAUAAGGGGCCGCUGUCCAUACCUGGAGGGUGCGAAGCUCUGAUUUUCAUGGAUUUGAAAGACAAGUUCAAUACUACGGGAUGGCCCGACAUGGAGCUGUUAUUUAUAACAGGUGGACUAAAUUCGGACCCAUUGCUACGCAGAAACUUUGGUUUUGACGAUCAAAUAUUUACAGACACCUAUGGUCCGCUUGGCAGAGCCGAGACAUUCAUGGUGUUUCCCAUGUUAAUGAGGCCGAAAUCGCGCGGUAGGGUGAUGCUACAGAGCAGAAACCCUAAAGCUUCGCCUUUAUUGAUACCAAACUAUUUUGACGAUCCAGAAGAUCUGCAAAAAAUUGUGGAAGGAAUUAAAGUUAGUAUUCAAAUAGCGCGACAACCUUCGAUGAGGAAAAUGGGCACAAAAAUGUACGACGUACCGAUAGAAGAAUGCUUACAAUAUGGUGCCUUCGGAAGCGAUGCAUACUUUGCGUGUCAAGCGCGGAUGUUUACUUUUACAAUCUACCACCAGAGCGGGACUUGCAAAAUGGGACCAAAGAGCGAUCCGACAGCUGUAGUCGACGCUAGGCUAAGAGUACACGGAAUUCAAAAUUUAAGAGUGGUGGAUGCCAGUGUGAUGCCUGCAGUACCGUCGGGGCAUACGAAUGCCCCCACUUUUAUGAUAGCGGAAAAAGCAGCAGAUAUGAUCAAAGAAGAUUGGGGUAAAUGGAGAUGACCGGCAUUAUCAGCUGUUCAAUUGUUGUGGUAAAUUUUGUGUCACGACUUUCGACGCCAAAAUAUUUUGACGGUAAUGGGGAAUUAACAUUAUAAGUGCAUUAGGAUGAAAUUAUUGUUGCGAACUUUUCUUCGACAAUUACUUAUUUUUAUUUAUGGCUCAAAUGUUUAGUCAUUAAUAAGUAGUUAGCUAAAUGAUAAUGAUAAAUUUAGAAAGAUAGUCAAAACAGUGGUUAAGACCAUUCGGAAUUCUCCGAGCGAGGUAUUUUCGAUGUGUAGACAAACAUCUGUUUGACACUCCUAGUGCUCCUGCCUCCUAGUGCUGCCUAAAAUUUUAUCAAACCUCAUGCGUUUUAGUCAAAACCCGAAUUCGACUAGCUAUUAGUCAAUCGGAGAAUUUCGACCAAAACACAUGGAUAGUCCCCAAAGAGUUUACCCGAAAAAGGAAUAAUGCGAUACGUACGAUUACUAACAUAUCGACUUCCUACUUCAACCUUAAUUUUGGACGCCUAGAUUGCGCUCGCGGCAAUGAAUAUUCUGAUAUGUUCCAGCAAAUCCAGUGUAGGCGUUAUUUAAUUUAUGGAAAAGUCAAUUGUGUGAGUAGUCGCAAUAAAUUAUUGCAAAUAAAUGUCAAGACAGCACAGUAAUAGGUUUGAAAAAUUUAAGUUUCUAAACAUCUGAAUUUACACCCAAUAUUUUUAUCACAUUUGGUAAAUAUAAAGACAACUGCAAUAAAAUGACUGUAUUAAGUGAAUUAAGUCUGGCAAUGUUUGAUUUGAUAUGUAAUGUUCUUGUAGAGCAAGUUUACGAUAAUACGUCGUUAUUCAUAAAAGUUCAACAAGCCUUAAAUAUCUAUUCACAUAAUGUAAUCGUUUGUCCUCAAUUAACCAUUACACGUGAUUAUGAUUAAGUGUGACAAAAUAACAAUUCGGCCAUUUUGUUAACAAAAACUCUCUGGGAAAAAUUAUACUUAAUGAUAAUGUACUCUGGCACUAUUACUUUAGGACUAGGACGAAUGAUAUCUUUACUUGAGGUACUGAACUCAACUGUGAUGAAAAAGUAAGUUAGUAACUAUUUAUUGACACUUAUUUUUUGCAUGUUCAUAACAUAAUCAAGUAAGGCCUGAUUCGAAACAAAUUUGACAAAUUCAGAGUGAUUUUUCUUGGAUAUUUUCUAGCUUACUUUAUAUAUACACUACGACAUUAUAAUUAUCAGAAUCACAAAAUUAUUAUACCAAAAAAUUUUUUUUUUAUCAAUUCUAAGAUGAUCAAAAAAAUAUAUAAUAAACGCCGCCGUCUUUUUAAUUAGGCGCCAAAUUGCUGUCAAAAACUUGAUAAGUAUGGAAGAAACUUGCACAUAACUAAUUUCCAACAUAACCUGUUACCUAAUAUUAUACCAAUACUGAAAGGUAAUUUCAUUGCAAUAUCCAUGAAACAAUGAGGAUCUAGACAUAUCUUCAAAUAUCUGGCGUAUCAGGAAUUUCGUCGAUGUGGUGUCAGUUACCGGGCAUUGGUUACUUUUCGACAGAGAAAUCGACACCAACAUCACUAAAAGAAACGGUUCGCAGCUUUAGUUUAAUAAUGCGGAUUUCCAAUAUUACUUUGAUAAUAUUUGGAGAUGAUCCACGAUGUUUAUGAGGCAAUCAGCAUGCUUAAGCCAGUACCCUCGAAAUCGGACCAAAAAACUUGAUUCAACAAAGUCCCACAGUAUUGACCUAUUGAACGGUAUGGAGUGGAGUGUCCAAGGAAUUAGUUCGUUAAAACAACAAAAACUAUAUGCAAUAUAAUAUUUCAAAAUAAACAUUGUUCUUGAUAGGACUCAAACUAAGAAACUGUCAAAAAACACUGUCGGAUGUAUGAUGGAGGGCAUACAACAAAACUAACGACAGGAGCGGGAAGAAAUGGAAAAUGAUGAAUUUACUUAUAAAUAACAAUUUUUAAACAAAUUUUCAAUAAAUUAUGGAAAAACAAAUCUUGAUUCAGCUAGCUUCAGUACCAUUAAUAGGGUUUUCAAUUUGGCAGAUUGAAUUCGAAUCAGGCCUUAGGUACUGAUUAGGUAUGAACAAAACACGUAAUUUAUUUGGUAUUUUUAAGUAGAAAAUAUUAUAAGUACAAAUUGGGGUGUAGCUGUUAAGCGGGUCUUUAACAGAAACACAAAAUGUUUGAAUCCAAAUAAACAAAUGCCAUAAAGCGA
This is a messenger RNA of Cydia fagiglandana, 4286 nucleotides long. RefSeq names its product glucose dehydrogenase [FAD, quinone]-like. Gene Ontology annotation, molecular function: flavin adenine dinucleotide binding; oxidoreductase activity, acting on CH-OH group of donors. NCBI's taxonomy places the organism in Eukaryota, Metazoa, Arthropoda, Insecta, Lepidoptera, Tortricidae. The transcript is spliced from 2 exons. The record is from RefSeq and is a predicted model, not a curated record. Bases 16 to 2094 code for a protein of 692 amino acids.